Molecule: messenger RNA, 1354 nt
Organism: Rhinichthys klamathensis goyatoka
Lineage: Eukaryota; Metazoa; Chordata; Actinopteri; Cypriniformes; Leuciscidae
Gene: plppr5a
Product: phospholipid phosphatase related 5a
Exons: 6
Coding region: 118-1047 (309 amino acids)
Biological process (GO): signal transduction; phospholipid dephosphorylation; phospholipid metabolic process
Molecular function (GO): phosphatidate phosphatase activity
Source: RefSeq, a predicted model, not a curated record
UAUUUGGAAGAAUGAUAAUGGAAUAAGAGGAAAUCAUGCUAGUGCUAUCGUAGGACUAGGAUACGAAGCCGAAGAACCUUCACUUAUUUCCCAGGAUCUGUUUGACCCUUAUCGACAAUGCUUUACUUUCAGUUGGUGAUCAUGGCUGGUACUGUCAUGCUGGCAUACUACUUUGAGUACACCGAUACUUUCAGCGUGCACAUCCAGGGAUUUUUUUGUCAUGAUAAAGCCUAUACGAAGCCCUAUCUCGGACCAGAGGAGUCCGGCGCGAUCCCACCAGCUGUCCUGUACGCGGUGGUCGCAGGUGUCCCUGCACUUGUGAUUACUGUGACAGAGUCCGUGCUCUUCUUGCUGCAGUAUGUCUCUGAGGAUCUAGACAACCGAGAGAAGAUCAUUGUGAUGGGCGACUGUUGUUACCUCAACCCUCUGGUCCGAAGGACAUUUCGCUUUCUUGGUGUGUAUGCUUUUGGCCUCUUUGCCACUGACAUCUUUGUAAAUGCCGGGCAGGUGGUAACGGGAAAUCUGUCCCCACACUUCCUGACGGUGUGCAAACCCAACUACACAGCGCUGGGGUGCCAACAGGUGGUGCGUUUCAUCAACCAACAGGAAGCCUGCACAGGCAAUGAGGAUGAUGUCUUGCAUGCUCGCAAAUCCUUUCCGUCCAAAGAGGCGGCCAUCAGUGUUUAUGCAGCUGUUUAUGUUGCUAUGUACAUCACAUUCUCUGUGAAGGCCAAAGGGACACGGCUGGCCAAGCCGGUGCUCUCUCUGGGGCUCAUGUGUCUGGCUUUCCUAACUGGGAUUAAUCGAGUGGUGGAGUACCGCAACCACUGGUCUAAAGUCAUCGCUGGCUUCAUCAUCGGUGGAGCCAUUGCUGUCUUUAUGGUGAUGUGUGUGGUGAAAAAUUUCAAAGGGAAGCCCUUACUGGAUGAGAUACCGCCGGAGGAGAGUGUGUCCAGUGGUCCCAUGAUCAGUCAGCCAAGGAUGGAGCAAACCAUGGAGAAAUACAUAGUGUCCCAGAAUCCCAUCACCUAUGCUGAGAUCACAUGACAAUGAAAAGCCUGCUAGCGAGACGAAUGCUGUGGAUAAUGUUGCUGCUCUCCGGUGUGACUUCUUACUUUGAGUGCAACGUUGAUAUUUACUUUUAGACUUCUAUUUUCAAGUGUGUGAAAAAAUUGUUGUCCUCCUCGUAACUCUUUUUUUUUUUAAAUAGGUAUGGUAGGGUCGCAACCAUAUUUUUAUACAAACAUAUCACUGUUAGCAUUUUUUAGGUGAGGAGGGUAAGGAGGAGUGAACGUGGAAUUGCAACAUGAUGUCAAAUGAAAUGUGUUGAACAAAUUCUGAUGUUCCAUUUACA